AUGGCUGCAAAAGACUGCCGGCUCUCCUUCCAGGAGAUAAUGGAGCUCACCGAGCUGCCGCUCGACGCCGAAGCCGCCCAGCGCGGCGUGGUCCGUCGCUUCAUGAGCCGCCGGCCGGCCUGGCUUCCCGGCUCCGACAUUGAGCGCAUCGAGGAACUCUGCGGCGAGGGCAAGCCGCUCUGGCACGCCCCGCUCGCCAGCUUCGGCGGCCACGUGUACGCGCAGUCGGGCAUGGCCGCUGCUCGCGUUGUCGAUGCCGAGGAGCGGGCAGGACCAAGCGACGAGAGGCAGCGGACGCGCGGGUUGCAUACCGUACACGGCUACUUCACCACCUUUGUCUUCAGCGACAGGCCCAUCUUCUACGAGGUCUCGCCCAUAACAAACGCGCAGUUCUCCUUCAAGACCUACCUGGUCACGGCGCGGCAGCCGGCCGAGAGCUCGUCCAAGCCGCCCCGGCGCGGCUGGGACUGUCCCGGCGGCAACAACAGCUUCCGCUUCCCCGACAAGGAUGCCAAAUGCCAGCGCUGGUCCGACCUGAAACCCAUCUGCUUCUCCGCCACCGUGUCCUUCAAGCUGCCCGAGCCGCACGCCGCCGGCGUCAGCGAGCAGGAGGAUUCGGCGCAGCGGCGCUUCUCCUCCAUUCUGGCCCUCCGCCGGCCCGAGGACUGGCUUCCCGCACCCCGACUGGACAUCGAUGGUAUCGUGGCGGCGCUGGAGCAGCGGGGGGAUCGGGACUGUCGGCGCCGAAUCGGCUCGUUCCCGGCCCUCGACAUGAAGAAGGUCGACAUGACUGCGUACAACGCCGGCAGGCCGCUGUUUGAACAGCGCCAACUCAUCUUGUACCGGAUCCUCCGCCCUUUGCAAGGCACCGACGCCGUCAACGGCAACGCCCACGCCCUGGUGCACGCGUACGAGGCCGACCGCAACGGCCUGUUGAUGGCCUGGAACGCCAUCAAAAUCAGCUCUCGGAUGAAGAUGGUGACUUCGAUGAGCUACUCAUUUGUCGUGCACACAAACCUCGACGACGCCAUCAUGCGGCACGAAAGCCAGACGCCCGACCGAAGGUCCGAGUGGUGGCUUCAAGAAGUCUUCUACCCGCGAGCCGCAAACGGGAGGGUUCUCAUGGAGGCCAAGAUCUGGAGUCCUCAAGGUGUGCACGUUGCGACUAUUUAUCAAGAUGGUAUGGUUAGAGCGGAAUCGGAUGAUUCUGACACCGGCAGGCAAGUCAGACUUUAA
Molecule: messenger RNA, 1236 nt
Organism: Pyricularia pennisetigena
Lineage: Eukaryota; Fungi; Ascomycota; Sordariomycetes; Magnaporthales; Pyriculariaceae
Exons: 2
Coding region: 1-1236 (411 amino acids)
Biological process (GO): acyl-CoA metabolic process; fatty acid catabolic process
Cellular component (GO): peroxisomal matrix
Molecular function (GO): fatty acyl-CoA hydrolase activity
Source: RefSeq, a predicted model, not a curated record